CCCUCCUUGUGGUUUGUGACGCAUUUUGAGUGAGAAAGAUGCUCCCGUUCAAAUUCGCAGUCAGUCGAGGUCGCCAUGUCUCAAGCGUUGUUUCUGCUCGUCCUUACAAUUAGCGCCGCCUGCCUCGUCUCGGCGGCUCCCCUGACGCGCCCAGGGGAAGAUGAGCCAUUGCUGAGGGUACGUCGUCAGUUCUACCCUGGCCGCCAGCAGUACAACCGUCCCGGCGGCAAUAAUUACAACCGACCGGGCGGCAGCAGACCCGGUGGUGGCAAUUUCCAGCAGCCCGGCUUCCCGUCUGGAGGCGCCAGCGCCGCGAACGCUCAGGCGCAAGGCUUCCAGUCGGGCAAUUUCGGGGCUAACCACGCCGGCACCAUGACUCAAGGCUUCGCCUUUGGCCCGCAAGGCAUCACGGGCUCGGCCGGACAGUCGUUUUCGCAAAACUACCAGCUGCCUGGAGGCAUUUCGGCCAGCGUUUCCGGCUCGGGCACGUUCGGCGCCGGCCCCGGAGGAAUCACUCAGGGCGGCGCCAACUCCGUAACAGUCACUGGACCAAAUGGACAGAGAAUUCCUGUCAGGGGAUGAAAUAACCCCAACUCGGUGCCUUUGCUUCCUUGUUAUUUAUGAAAAUAUAUACACGUAGAAAAAGUCAAUAAAAUAAUUAACUUGAUUCUUGAA
Molecule: messenger RNA, 675 nt
Organism: Cloeon dipterum
Lineage: Eukaryota; Metazoa; Arthropoda; Insecta; Ephemeroptera; Baetidae
Exons: 2
Coding region: 76-582 (168 amino acids)
Source: RefSeq, a predicted model, not a curated record